Strongylus vulgaris is the source of this 459-nucleotide messenger RNA. NCBI's taxonomy places the organism in Eukaryota, Metazoa, Nematoda, Chromadorea, Rhabditida, Strongylidae. The record is from the annotation of a GenBank genome assembly.
AUGUACAAUCAAACUGUGAACACUGUCCGUAAAGGAUGGUGUGAGGUAUCGUGCCAGAAGACUCAGAUAAUCUUCUUUUCCCUCUUUGCCUUCCUCGCUGUGAGUGUAUUUGCUCUUGCUCCUCUGAUCCAAAGCGCUGCUAUGAGGUUGGGAUCAAUCCCUGGCGCUGUACUCUUUGGAGCAGUGAUUGAUACGACUUGCAUGCACUGGAGUACUGGUUGCGACGGUUCCAUGAAAUGUGUGCUCUACAAUGCUGAAAAACUUGGAUUUUACAUUUUCUUAUUCACCAUUAUCAUCAAAGUAUUCUGUUUCUUCUGCCUAUUCGUUGCAUACAAAAGCUACAUACCCAUUGCAAAUGAUGUCGUUGAAUGUCAGAAGCAGCAGAAGGCUCUAAAGCCAGUUUCGAAAGCUAAAGCAACAACGCCUGUGAUUGAUGUGAUAAAGAGCACUGCCUUAUGA